Hordeum vulgare subsp. vulgare (domesticated barley) is the source of this 1700-nucleotide messenger RNA. RefSeq names its product pathogenesis-related genes transcriptional activator PTI6-like. Gene Ontology annotation, molecular function: DNA binding; DNA-binding transcription factor activity. The transcript has a single exon. NCBI's taxonomy places the organism in Eukaryota, Viridiplantae, Streptophyta, Magnoliopsida, Poales, Poaceae. The record is from RefSeq and is a predicted model, not a curated record. The coding region runs from base 258 to 1196 and encodes 312 amino acids. Gene Ontology annotation, biological process: regulation of DNA-templated transcription.
UUGCAUAAAUACCCCCUGCCACCGCGCGCUUCACGCCUCCCUCUUGCACGCUCUUUUACACUUCGCCCAUUCCCAUUUCCCACUCCGGCACACCCCCUCUCUGUUUACAGGUGGAGAUAGAGAGAGAAGCGCGGAACCCCAUCCAAUCCUUUCUCUCUCUAAAACCCUCCCAAAACCACCACACCCAGCAGGAGAACUCCGCCAAUCCGUCGCCAGCUGAUGAAAUCGGGGCUUGCUGCUGUCAACUGUCGCCGGUGAUGGACGGUUGCUGGCGGCUCCCUGGAGGCCACGGCGGCGCCGCCGCCGCCGGCCGCGUCCUCCGCGUGCACUUCCUGGACGCCGAUGCCACCGACGACUCCGACGAGGAGACGAGCCAGCUUCAGCGACGCGGGGCGCGGCGGUGCGUCCGGGAGAUCGGCCUGCCGCCCGCUUCGUUCCAUCUUCCAUCCGCCGCGGCGGGUGCGGUGAGCAGCUCCUCCCACUGGACGCGCCAGAAGAGGUUGAGGGCGGCCGCGGCCGGCAAGACGCGUACGUUGGUGGCGGGCGGCGAGGAUGACUGGUACCCGGGGACUACGGCGGCCCGGCGAUUUCGCGGCGUGAGGCGGCGCCCGUGGGGCAAGUGGGCGUCGGAGAUCCGCGACCCGAAGCAGGGGCGGCGCGUCUGGCUUGGCACCUUCGACACCGCCGAGGAGGCCAAGUCCGUCUAUGACUCCGCGGUGGUCCGCCUCCGUGGCCCGGGGGCAGUCAGCAACGCCAUCGCCCGCUCCCCCUCGCCGCCCCUCUCCACCGUAACGGCGUCCGUUCCGUCGCCGUCGACAUCCGCGGCCUCUCCCCCGUUGCCCUCCACCACGGCGGUCUCUCCUCCGUCGCUCUUCGCCACGGCGGCCUCUCCCCCGGUGCCCUCCACCACGGCGGCCUCUCCUACGUCGCCCUCCACCACGGCGGCCUCUCCCCCGUCGCCCUCCACCACGGCGGCCUCUCAGUCGGCGGCGACCACCAGCUGGUCCUUGGUGAACGCGGACGAGGAGGUGACGGCAGCGUUCGGCAUGGGAUUCGUCGACGAGGAGACCUCCCUGAACAACCUGAUGCAGUUCUGCCUCCCCGCGACGUGCAGCAGCAGGUGGGACCCCUCGGCGGACUUCGUGGAGCUCGCGGACCUCGACGACCUCUUCGCGCCGGAGCCCCUGUCGGCCUGACCGGACCGGAGCGGCGAUGGCAACUCCACCGCAACUUUUUGAAAGAGAACAGUUUUAAACAUAAUUUUAUUUUAUUUCUCGGGAGUCUGCAAAUUUUGAGAGGCGUGCGCAAAUAUUUAUCCGAAACUUUUGCUUGGCGUUUUAUUUCGAGAGAGGAAUAAAUCGUGGCGGCAGGAGGAAAAAAGACCGAAAUGUUGUCUUUUUCCUCUGAGGCCUAGGCGUUUAGCUUAGGGGCGUUUUUGUAAUUCGGAGUGAAGAGGUGUUGUCUUGUGUGCGAGCGUGUCGGGGCUGGAUUUGAGCUUGCCGAGAUAAAAGCUGCCCGUGAGGGGACAAGAGCUGGAGAGAACGAAGUAGCAGUCUCGAGCUUUGCUUGGGUUUUACGUUGUGGGAACUAGUGAUUGCUAUGCACGUGAUCCCGUUUUCCCCUGUGUUAGAAUCUGGACAGUAAGUUGUGAUUUGGGUGUGGUAAUUCAAAAAGAAAUCUGGGGUGCAACAUGUUCAUCA